GUAUCUGUCGGAUGGUAAUGUAAGCUUUUUCCAAGUUUCUUUUUUUUCCCUCUCUCUUCUAUUUUUGCUUCAAAGUCGUAUCGGCCAAACGGCUGUGCGCUGCAGAGUUUGCCCUUCGAAUAGAAAGAGGGGGAACAGUGAGGUUUUGUACACUCUUUUUUGAUUGGGACGCUUGAGUGAAAGAAGACCGUGUUCGCAGUCAUCUACAAAGACCCUCAAGGAGUCAUGAGAGCGCCGCGACCACGCUGAACGUCUCGUUGAGGAAUAACGCCGAUUUUCUCGACAAAGCCGGGCGAAUCUCGUUUCUGAUGUUUGCCGGCCGAGUUGAGACUAGUUAGUUGGUUUCGACCGGAUAGGUGAAGCGGGGGGUUAUACCGCAACUGCCGAAUUUUCUGUCGUGUUUUAAGUCGUCCGACUUGGAUCAAAGUUUUUUUUUCUUUUGCCUCCCUCCCCCUCCUCCCUUAACUAUGGCGACGACGGAGUCGGAGAACACAUCGGGCAGGUCUGCAGCUGUCUUCGUUUUGUGGAUAUGGGGGAUAAUGAGUGGGCUCUCCUUGCCCUGCUCGGCUCAGUACCACGGCGAAAAGGGGAUUUCUGUCCCCGAGCACGGCUUUUGCCAACCCAUCUCCAUCCCGCUAUGCACGGACAUUGCCUACAACCAGACUAUCAUGCCGAACCUUUUGGGCCACACCAACCAGGAGGACGCCGGGCUGGAGGUGCAUCAGUUUUAUCCCCUCGUCAAGGUCCAGUGUUCAGCCGACCUCAAGUUUUUCCUCUGCUCCAUGUACGCGCCGGUUUGUACGGUUUUGGAGCAGGCUAUCCCGCCGUGUCGGUCCCUGUGUGUGCGGGCACGGCAGGGCUGCGAGGCGCUCAUGAACAAAUUUGGCUUCCAGUGGCCGGAGCGGCUCUGCUGCGAGAACUUCCCCGUCCACGGAGCGGGGGAGAUCUGCGUGGGGCAGAACACCUCCGACUCCUCCGGGAGCCCGACCUCCUCCGCCACUCCCUUCGUACCCGAGCUGAUGACCCUGCAGCCGCCGAACAUCGGCCGAACCAACCAGCACCACCAGUACCACCAGUUUUCCUGCCCGCUGCAGCUGGAGUUGCCCUCCUACCUCGGCUACCGAUUUAUGGGGGUGAAAGACUGCGGUGCCCCGUGUGAACCCGCCAAACCCAACGGCCUCAUGUAUUUCCGAGAGGAGGAGGUGAAGUUCGGCCGCCUCUGGGUCGGUAUCUGGUCCAUUCUGUGCUGUGUCAGUACCCUAUUCACGGUUCUUACAUAUUUGGUGGACAUGAGGAGGUUUCGGUAUCCAGAGCGGCCCAUAAUCUUUUUGUCUGGCUGCUAUUUUAUGGUGGCUAUUGCCUAUGCUGCCGGCUUCUUCUUGGAUGACAAAGUUGUGUGCAUUGACAAAUUCAAAGACGACGGGUACAGGACUGUGGCGCAAGGUACGAAAAAGGAAGGCUGCACCAUACUGUUCAUGGUGCUGUACUUCUUCGGCAUGGCCAGCUCUAUUUGGUGGGUCAUUUUGUCUCUGACUUGGUUUCUGUCUGCGGGUAUGAAGUGGGGCCAUGAAGCAAUUGAAGCCAAUUCCCAGUAUUUCCACCUUGCCGCCUGGGCUGUCCCGGCUGUGAAGACCAUCACCAUCCUUGCUAUGGGCCAAGUGGAUGGCGACAUAUUGACAGGCGUCUGCUUUGUUGGUAUCUACAACGUGGAGUCCCUCCGUGGCUUUGUCUUGGCCCCCCUUUUUGUGUAUCUGUUCAUCGGAACCUCCUUCCUCCUCGCCGGGUUCGUGUCUCUCUUUCGGAUCAGGACUAUCAUGAAGCAUGACGGCACCAAAACGGAGAAGCUGGAAAAGCUUAUGGUCCGGAUCGGGGUGUUCAGCGUCCUGUACACAGUCCCCGCCACCAUUGUCAUCGCCUGUUAUUUCUAUGAACAGGCUUUCAGAGAGCAGUGGGAGAAAACUUGGCACAUGCACACGUGUAAACGCUUCGCCGUACCCUGCCCUGUUCACAACUUUGCCCCCAUGACCCCUGAUUUCACCGUUUUUAUGAUCAAGUACCUGAUGACCAUGAUAGUGGGAAUCACUUCUGGGUUCUGGAUCUGGUCGGGAAAGACGCUCCAGUCAUGGAGAAGGUUUUAUAAAAGACUAAGCAAUGGCAACCAGGGGGAGACAACAGUAUAAAUUAAGACCAAAUGGGUCAAAAACCUCCUGAAAAGCAGGAAUACCAACCUAGCCAUCAAGUAAUGGAAAUAGUAGAAAAUGUGGUUUCAAAAAGCUUUAAUUGCAACUGAGAGAGACAGUGAUAGUAUCUGUGUCUGGGACAGCAACUGAGCAGAUAUAUGGACGGGGCAGUUUGCCUGUUUUAUAAUAUUAGAUUUUUUUUUCUCCAGGUGUUAAUAGCAAUCCAGACUUUGUGUUGCACAAAUCGUGCUCAUUUGGAUAUGAGUUCAGUCUCGAACACAUUGGACAUCACCUUGGACAGUUUGUCAAAAAACCUUUAAAAAAUUGCUUUUAAUGGUGUUUCUGCUUUAUUCAGUACUCAACAGGGAAAACACACGGGUGGACAAAUGAGCAGUUUGAGAAUCGAACCCACAGUGUUGUGAGUACUCGGCUUGUGGACCCUGGGAUGGCCGGAGAGAGGAGAGAUUUAAACCCUGAUUUGUGUUUCCUUAGAUGAAAUCUGGCCUCUCUGGUCCAAGGACUGAACCGAUGAGGUCAGCCUCUAACGCAGAUGUUACUUUUGAAAUGUAAUCACGUAGGAGACUAGAAAUCGCUGGUUACAUGUGUAAAAUUAGAAAUGAUCAUUUUUGGUAAAAUGCAUUCAUGUAUAUAGGUCUCGGUUGGAUGAAAUGCAACAUGCUACAGAAGUUGAGCGACCUGUUCCAUAACUGACUGUCGGUUGAACCAUAGAUCCAAUUGCAGCAUCAGUCAUGUCUGUCAGUAGUGAUGUAUACUGUUGAAGUGUCCUUAAAUCAGAAACCCUACUGCUUGCUUUUAACAGGUCAUGCUGAGUAAGGGUGUUAGCUUAAUACCUAAACCAUAAUAGUGAUUUUUUUUAAAGAAUUAAAAUACAGUUAAAUACGGCGGUGGAAGCGCUCUGAAACACCCAUUGCAGUUUGAAUUGCAAGCUGUUGUCUGUUCUGUUCUGAGGUUGUGUGAAGGUGAAUCUUCACUUCUGUCACAAAUGUUCACCCUAAUAAUGAAUGAAGAGUUCCUUAUUAUCAGCCGCAUUGUUGUUUUUAAAGGUAAUUUGAGUGGUUGGAGAUGAACAGCAAGGUUUUACCACACACACACGCAUGCAGAAAGAAAGAAAACCAGCCCACUGUUUCGUAAUGGAGACAGAGCAGCCUAUUGUUUGUGGAUAUGUGUGUGGUCCCUGACUAUUGGAUCCCAGGCAAAGGGGCGUCUUAGAAACGGCAUCGGAAAAUCCUUUUAAGAAUCCUGCCUGAGUCUGUCAUACUUAAGAAAAAUCCCAAAGGGCUUUUGCCUAAUUAGACGGUCCAGUAGGGUUUUUUUAAACCUUAAAUUAUUGAGGGAAAGGUUUUGGUGAAUAUGCUUGCCUCUUUUUCAGCCCCGCCCUGUUCUUCUUUCAUUCAUCUCCAUCGUCUUCUGUUGGCUAUUGUUGGUAACCUUUAUGAUUUAGGUGACGUGCUAUGCUUUCUCUGUUUUCCUUUUAAUUGUAUGAGGAGCUCAAUGGGAUUUUUUUCGCCACCACUUGACUGAAAAAAUUCCCCGCCAUUAGGUUGUGGCUGCCAGCCCAGGACUGACAAUCACCUCUGUUACGGUAUACACAUUUCCCACAGAUAUGAACAUUUAAUUGUCAUCUACAUACAGAUAAACAACCUAUAUUUAUUUCUUUUCAUAAAUGUACCGCUCACUCUUAUCCCCAGAAACCUAUGACGAAUGAAAGUGCUGCACUACAAAAGGUUAAAGGUCAUGAGUUUCGGAUAGAAAAAAAACCCCAACAAUAAUUGACUCUUUUUAUUUUGAAUGCUAUUGAGUCCAAUUUCUGUUGUAAAAACAGCAUCAGGAUAGUAAAUAAAGUAUUUUGUUCGGUUUUCACUUCUCACACAGGUGCUUUCAUUUGAAUACAAGAGGAGAGUGAAAUAAGCUUUACCUACAAUGGAAAUAGAAACCAUGCAAUAAUCCAAACCAGGUCGUAUGGAAUUUGGGGUUUUUUUUGGAGGGGGUUUGUGCUUUGUCGGCUAAAUUUGAAUCCAAUGCAGAUGGCGCAAUGAUGUGUUGCAGUAACUAGCACAAAAUAACUGAUGAGAUAAUAUUAGUCAAAUUUAUGCAGAAAACCCACUGCUGGUUAUGCAUUGGUUGGUGCAACUGAUUAUUCCCUUUACCUGUAACGGUAACCUGUGAGCAAGGGUCUUUCGAGUGAUUACUGAGCAACUAUCUAUCUUCGGUCUCGACUGAAGAGGUCACGUAGAUGAGUGAUGAAAUGUUUCUCUCAAUAAACGUUGUGUCCAGAUGAACUGAUUCAACUUCCUGUGAUUUCCUUACCUGGAUUAUUGAGCAUGCAUAAAGACAUACUGAGUGACUGUUGAGGCUACAAGAAAGGGUGACUGAAAUCAUACUGUCCCCAGAAAGAGAAAUUGGUAAACAAUAUAAACGAAAAAACAAAACAGAUUUUGGUUUAUGGCCAUGUAUUUUUUUAAAUUCUACACUUCCAUUUUAAUAUUGUCCUGUGGCAUGUGAAACUCGGUCAACACACAAAUCACAGGGAAAGUCUUCAUCCAAGUAAGGAGGUUGGAGUUAGGAGGCCUUCAGUUGGCAGCAGUGAACUGUAAUGUGAUGUCUUUUGUCCGAAUGAGCACAUUUGUUCACUAUUUACUGUGUGAUGUGUACACACCCCUGUAGAAUAUGUGACUGGCCACCUGAAUUGGUUCUGUAAAUUGCAUGUCUGUCGUUGUAAAAAAUCAAAUUUGAAAGACAUGUAUUAUACAGAAACUGUUCAAGGAUAAAAAAAUCCUAGUUUUUCUUAAUGUCACUUGAAAAAUGCAUGUUAAAUCUUCUAAGGCCAGUAGAAGAAUCCAACAAAAGGUGCAUUGUAUCUCUUGAGAUAAUGCUGUCGAGUAAAUUGUCUUUUAAGGUAGUCAGAUGGGAUCAGCCGAGCCCUGGUACAGCAGGACAAAAACUUGCCCGGAGGUGUACCUGCAGAGAUGGACCUCAGUUGUGUGAUAAUGUUGUGAAAGCUAUGAGCCUCUCGGCCCUGUCGCAUGGUACCAGCCAGGAGCUGCCAAUUUAAAUGAUAUCAGAGACAGACUGGCCUGCUGUGUUUUAAUGCCACGGCUUACUAAGGAAGGAAUGUGUGUGUGUGUGUGUGUGUAGUUUUGGGACAUAUGCAAGUUACCUACUUAGUACAGAAUCAUUGUAAAUAACUUGUUUCCUAAAAAAGAAUAUGUAUUUAUGAAGAUAAUCUCUCUCUUUUGCCUUUUUACUUAAUUUUGAAUGAUUUAGGGGGAAAAUCCAUUUGUACAUGUACAGUUUCA
Lampris incognitus (smalleye Pacific opah) is the source of this 5497-nucleotide messenger RNA. RefSeq names its product frizzled-7-A-like. The record is from RefSeq and is a predicted model, not a curated record. Gene Ontology annotation, molecular function: Wnt receptor activity; Wnt-protein binding. The transcript has a single exon. The coding region runs from base 468 to 2180 and encodes 570 amino acids. Gene Ontology annotation, biological process: canonical Wnt signaling pathway; non-canonical Wnt signaling pathway. Lineage: Eukaryota; Metazoa; Chordata; Actinopteri; Lampriformes; Lampridae. Gene Ontology annotation, cellular component: plasma membrane.